AUGGAACACUCUGUGUUUAAGGAAAGAAGGUACUUCAGCAGUGAUUUAGGUCCUCCCCGUCCACAGUUCAUCUUGCUUGCAGAAUCCAUGAUAUGUUCGGUAGAUGUUGAACUGAAUUGUCCAUCUGUAGAAGUGCAUAAGCUACCCGAAUAUAUUCCUGGUUAUGGAAAUUUAAUAGGCACGACACUCUCGACCAUUGCAAUGGGUUAUUGA
This is a messenger RNA of Eruca vesicaria subsp. sativa (arugula), 213 nucleotides long. The record is from the annotation of a GenBank genome assembly. Lineage: Eukaryota; Viridiplantae; Streptophyta; Magnoliopsida; Brassicales; Brassicaceae.